Molecule: messenger RNA, 1269 nt
Organism: Zalophus californianus (California sea lion)
Lineage: Eukaryota; Metazoa; Chordata; Mammalia; Carnivora; Otariidae
Product: melanoma-associated antigen B10-like
Exons: 4
Coding region: 1-1269 (422 amino acids)
Biological process (GO): negative regulation of transcription by RNA polymerase II
Cellular component (GO): nucleus
Source: RefSeq, a predicted model, not a curated record
AUGGUAUCAGACCAAGAGUUGGCAUCGGCCCUUCCAGCAGUUAAGAUGAGGACCCUAAGGUCUGAGGGAACCAUCCGCAAGCUGAGAAAGGCUGAUCAAAACCCGGGCCCCUGCUAUUCUAAAAGGAGAUGGCACUGGGCCAAGGUUUCUGGCCUCAGGUCAAUGGGUAGAAAAGUCCGAGGUCCUAACAUAAGUAAAGGUGAGGACCCUGUGAGUGAGGUCCGAGUAACCUCCCACCCCCAAAAGAUGGGUUUUCGCAGAGUCCUGACACUGCUCUCAGCCCAGGGAGGGCCAAGGUCACUGGUUCACCUGUCCACAUCUCUGCUGCACCUGAACAGAGUUAUCAUGCCUCGGGGUCAGAAGAGUAAGCUCCGGGCCCGUGAGAAACAUCGCCAGGCCCGAGAAAGGUCACAGGAUCUGGGUCCUCAGACAGCCACAUUCACCACCAGUACGGCAGCCAUGUCAUACAUGAGAUCAAAUGAAGGCACCAAUGAAGUACAGGAAAUGCCAAGAUCCUCCCAGAACCCAACAGCCACUGAGCCCUUCAGUAGAAGCCCUCUAGGGGAGAAGGUAUUUAUAUUGGUGUACUACUUGCUGUACAAAUAUCAAACAAAAGAGCCCAUUACCAAGGCAGGUAUGCUGAGAAAUGUAAUUCAGAUCUACAGGAAUUACUUCCACGUGAUCUUCAGGAAAGCCUCUGAGCACUUGGAGCUGGUCUUUGGCCUCGACAUAAAGGAAGUGGAUCCCAAUAGGCACAUCUAUGUGCUAGUCAACAAACUGGAACCAAGCUAUGACGGGAAGCUGAGUAGGGAUAGUAAUGUGCCUGAGACUGGUCUGCUGAUGACUGUUCUGGGAGUGAUCUUCACAAAGGGCAACUGUGCCACUGAGGAGCAAAUCUGGGAAGUGCUGAAUAUGAUGGGGUUAUACCCUGGAAGGAAGCACUUCAUCUAUGGAGAGCCCAGGAAGCUCAUCACCAGAGAUUUGGUGAAAGAAAAUUACCUGGAGUACAGGCAGGUGGUCAACAGUGAUCCUCCACGCUAUGAGUUCCUGUGGGGUCCCAGAGCCCUUGCUGAGACCAGCAAGAUGAGAGUUCUUGAGUUUCUGGCCAAGAUACAUGAUACCGUCCCCACUGCCUUCCCAUUCUAUUAUGAAGAGGCUUUGAGGGAUGAGGAAGAGCGUGCCCAAGCCAGAGCUACAGCCAGGGCUCUUAUUGCUGCCAAGGCCAGUGCACGCUCCAGGGCCAUGGCUAGCAGCUCCUCCCACCCCUAG